AGUUUAGAUUGAACUUGGUGUAAAUAAAAAUUUGAAUACGCAUCCCAUACAGUUAGUUGACGAGGUCGAGCGAAUGAUUUUGUAUCGUUAAACAUCAAUUGACGUCAAUCAGUUGAAACCAAAAAUCGGCUAUAGCUAACAAAACAUUUUUUAUUCAUGUUUACCCGGUGUCAACACUAAGCUCGUAAUGAUCCUCAUCUAUUAUUUUAGGAACACUGAGUCGCUAUAAAAUUCUCCCAAGCUGAGCUUGCAUAAGGUGUCUCACUGUCUCUCUUCCACAAUUUUUUGGCUCUUUUUGGAUGAUAUCAACGAAUAAUCAACAUUACCGUUCCCUAGAGUGACCCAUUCAUCUAUAAACAACUGUCGAAUCAACACAAAUCUACUUAAAGCUCACCCCUCGCAACGGUCCCUAGCUUGUGUUAUGUUGUCCAUGUUUUAACGACCUUCGCGAAGCAACGCGAAAACUUUACCCAAAGCAGCCUCAUCAGAGCGCCGAAAAACUCGCGGACAGUCGCGCGGUUCAAUCCGCCCAGUUAACACACAAAGGUUAAAAUGGACCUCCCGAAAGAGUCAGAUCUCUCGACUCAACAGUCGGAAUCGUCGUCGGUAGUGCAAAUUGUGACGCAGAUCUUUAUCGUGAUUUUGGAUUUUCUGAGAGUGCUUUUUUUUAGUGUGCCAAUUUUAUUCAAAGCCUUUCUGAACUUGCUGAUCCCCAGAAAGUCGAAGAACGUGUCCGGCCAGCUGGCUUUGAUAACUGGUGGAGCAAACGGAUUGGGCCGAGAAAUUGCACUUCAACUAGCCAAACGAGGGUGUAACAUCGUUAUUGUGGACGUUGAUCUUAAGUCCGCGGAAAACACCUGCGCCGAUUUAAGAGAGAAGGGUGUCAAAGCUUAUUGCUACCGAGUGGAUGUGUCUUCCUUUGAGCAGGUCAAAAGCCUUGCAACGAUCGUCUACCAGGACAUCGGCCCAGUCGAUAUUCUGGUCAACAAUGCCGGUCUGAUACAUUUCACGUUUUUGCAAGAUAGCUCAGAACAAGAUGUGAAUAGACUCAUCGAUGUGAACGUCAAGUCGUACAUUUGGACGACCAAGGUGUUCCUGGAGAAGAUGAUGGACCGCAAGUGGGGCCACAUUGUGGCCAUUUCUUCCAUGUCCGGAAUGUACGCGUUCCCGUGGGCCGUGGUCUACUCGACCUCCAAGUACGCCGUCAACGGGUUCAUGGCCGCUGUUACAGAGCAGCUUCGGCUGCAGGGCUUCAGCGACAAAAUCCAGACGACCUGCGUGUGCCCGUACUACAUUGCUACGCGAAAGGACAUUGUCGAGUUCCUCAAAAAGCCGCGGUUCAAGCUUUUAACCACCGAACACACGGCCCGUGUAAUUGCCAAGGGAAUUUUGCGAAACGAGGUGACCAUUGCAAUUCCGCCGUUCUUCGAUCUCGGUGUUAAGAUUAUGCAGCUGUUUCCAGUUAAAGUCCAGCAACUCGUACGAGAUUAUAUUAUAAGAGAAUAUGAGUUAAAUUCGACGCAGUGAGAUAAUGGAUUUUCUGUCUUUUUGUAGAUUGAAUAAAAGGAUGAUCGAUGAUCUUUUAAAAGUU
This is a messenger RNA of Culex pipiens pallens (northern house mosquito), 1591 nucleotides long. Its product is annotated as 17-beta-hydroxysteroid dehydrogenase 13. Gene Ontology annotation, molecular function: oxidoreductase activity, acting on the CH-OH group of donors, NAD or NADP as acceptor. Gene Ontology annotation, cellular component: lipid droplet. The transcript is spliced from 5 exons. NCBI's taxonomy places the organism in Eukaryota, Metazoa, Arthropoda, Insecta, Diptera, Culicidae. Bases 553 to 1527 code for a protein of 324 amino acids. The record is from RefSeq and is a predicted model, not a curated record.